CUCUUCCAACGAGGCAGACGAAAUGGGGGUGGUGCCCUCGUUUCCAUACAGGGAUGUCCCAAUCUAUGGGGAUACGGCUGACAUUAUGGCAUUGUAUUUUCGUGGCGUUUGGGGUUGCUUGCUCACCCCGAAGAAUGUCAGUGACCUGGCAGAUACGACUGGCAUUCGUUACCAUGUCUGGGUCGCUACCAAGAAAGUACUCGAAAGAUAUCCGUUAGUCUUUGGUUCCUUAUGUUUAUGGAGCGUCAGCGAUCAUAUAACAGAAAAUCCUCGAAAACGUUCUAUAUGAGGCUUGUCCUUCGGCAAUUCCUUUUUGAACUUGGCUUGGCCAUGUUAGAUGUAGUCAAAGGCCCGGUGGUGAUAUUCAUCGAUUCGCGACUUCACGACAGCAAGGCUGCCAUGGUGUACGAAGCCCGUGCCCUCGUCGAACUUUUUGACCGAGCUGAUGUCCGACGAUGGAGAGUUAUCAUCACGCUUCCAGCGACAGAUGACGGUAUCCGUGCUGCGCGUGAACUCACCAACAGAUACUCAAUAAGUAUACAUCUCUCAGUGGUGACUUCCCUUGCACAUGCUCGCGCCUGCAUCGAAGCCGGAGCAACUAUGCUGAGUAUGAAUAUCGCUCCAAUCAUGACAUGGUUCGAGAAGAAAGACGAAGUGGAAGUCGAACACCCAAUUGCUCCCGACCAUCCUGGCAUUAAGACGAUACAAUCAUGCAUCGAUUACAUCCACCAAAACUCUCUGAACACUUCUUUGCUAGUAACUGACAUUCGGGAUUGGGAUGAAUUGAAGCAAUUGGGUGGCAUUGGCGCCGUCGCGCUGUGUCAAGAGCUGCUCGAUCAGAUUUCCAUGCUUGGGCUUACGACCUGGUUUCCAGAAAUAUUGGAAGAGUGCGACGAUCCGCCUGUAUGUCAAUAUUCUAAGUAUCCUUUCGACUUCCGGAACCGCGAGAGAGGUCUCGGAAUGACUUUGUCUGCUGGGGAUCGUAGUAUCAUGUCGUCUGUGGUUUACAUUCACCUUGGACGAAACAAAAAUUUUAUGCAGAAGAUUGAAGAUGUUAUCAGAAAAGAAGUCGACGAGCAUCUCUACGUGGACGCCUUCGAUCCGCUCUCUACUACUCUAUAUGGCCAGGAGUCGAUUGGGUGGCGAAAACACGAACAAGACUAACAUGGGCCGCGACGGCUUCUCCUGGAUCAAUGAAAAAAAAAACCAGGUUCCGAGGCGUCCCAUGACCCUGAGAGCUACGAUAAAUC
Messenger RNA from Suillus fuscotomentosus, 1250 nucleotides. RefSeq lists its product as uncharacterized. The transcript has 6 exons. Gene Ontology annotation, biological process: carbohydrate metabolic process. Gene Ontology annotation, cellular component: intracellular anatomical structure. Bases 232 to 1164 code for a protein of 310 amino acids. NCBI's taxonomy places the organism in Eukaryota, Fungi, Basidiomycota, Agaricomycetes, Boletales, Suillaceae. The record is from RefSeq and is a predicted model, not a curated record.